Opisthorchis viverrini is the source of this 341-nucleotide messenger RNA. RefSeq lists its product as hypothetical. The transcript has 2 exons. Bases 153 to 341 code for a protein of 62 amino acids. The record is from RefSeq and is a predicted model, not a curated record. Lineage: Eukaryota; Metazoa; Platyhelminthes; Trematoda; Opisthorchiida; Opisthorchiidae.
GCAGACAUCUUUACAAGAAACAGAAAUUCAGCAACGAUGCAAACACACAACGAAAUCAUCGCUCGUUUUCUUCAAAGGAUAGGCCUACGGGAUGUGCCAGGCUGUAAUAGUUCGAUCGUUCAGCUGUAGCACCCUUUUGGUGCCUAGCUGCCAUGCCGCCCGAAGGUUGCACGAGGGCUGCCAGGUUGCCCAAACCUAGACAGGGGAAGUCGAUAGGCAGAGGCCGGGUUCGAAGCACGGACCUUCCGCAACGGUAUUUUCCUCAACUUAGUUCUCGGUCUGAGCUUCCCAAGCUAGCGUUCACGUCAAAACAACUACCAAAGGUGCACAAGAUCUAUUGA